Molecule: messenger RNA, 2097 nt
Organism: Venustampulla echinocandica
Lineage: Eukaryota; Fungi; Ascomycota; Leotiomycetes; Helotiales; Pleuroascaceae
Exons: 2
Coding region: 1-2097 (698 amino acids)
Source: RefSeq, a predicted model, not a curated record
AUGGCAGACGAGCUUUCUCUGGAUUUAAAAGACAAGUUGGAUUUAAUGUCCUUGCAUUUCUGGGCGGAAUGUUGCGCUUUAAUCUGUACCGCUUGCAAACCGGAUGACAUGACAUACACAAGGUCAAUGCUUGCUCGAAACACUGUCGUUGAACAUCUUCAGAGCUUUCAUAAUUUUACAUCAGAUCUCCAAAUGAAAGCUCUUGAGAAAUGUCUCGACAUGCUCCCUUAUCUUGCACUACAUGAGGGAGGAUUUAUCGAGCCAAGGCCUGACAUGCCACCACGACCGUUUUUACCGCCGCCUAGGAGAGGAUGGUCAUGUGCAAUGUGCAACUUUUGCACGGAUGACUUCCGGGAAAACAAAUGGCAUUUUGGAAAUCGGCAUGCAUCGACGUUCAAGUGGAACGAAUUUACAUCACAACAAGUCACAGUUCAACAUGUCGAUGGUAUUUAUUUUCCAGUACUCGUGGAAGACCCAAUUCCAACCCUUCGAAAGGUACAACCUAGCCUUGUAAGCGGCCUCCCUCGGAUGCUUCAUUAUUGGAGCGAUUGCCAUGCCAUUGUUUGUGUAGGUUGCGAUGACGCCCCAAUCCUGUCUCGGAAUGAUAUCCUUUCUCACAUCCAAUGCAACCAUUCGGCUGAUGAGCAAUGUCAAGAUCUCAACCUGCUAGAAGAUAAGCUCCAAAAGUUCACGCAACUAGCAAAAGAUCCAAGUGAAAUAAGACUUCCCCGACCGUACCUUGGAGACAAUCCUUUCCUCCCGGCUGCGUUCAAAGGUUGGACGUGCUCCCACCCGUCGUGUGGAUUUGCCAGUGACACUCUGCAUGUUGUUGAAACACACAAGUCGAUAGAUCACCCCGAAUUUGUUGAAUCAUCUAGUCAAGGAAAGCAGGUCAUGCUUCAAUACGUUACAUUAUCAGGCCAGCGGAUUUGGUUUCCAGUUGAUCAUCUUGAACCAGAAAACGAGUUUCCAACCGUUUUUCGGUUACCUGAACAUCCAAUUGAUGAGGAUAACUCUGAGAUACAAAUUCCAAUUCGAGCGGCCGAUGAGAGACCUUCGUCUGCCACAUUAUCUUCUGCAAGUGGAGGAUGGUCUCGGCCUGUAGCCAGAAACGCACCUAUCACCCGAGGGAGUCCAUUCAAAGACACUUAUACAGAUGAUGACCGAAAGGAGAUUAUGGCCAGCCUUUGGGACCAUCCUUCUCCUUCUGAUCUCGAGGCUCUCGAUCGUAAGCAUCUGCUGCGAAAAAUACGCGAAUUGACACUCCGAGAUAACACCAGAGCGAUCAAGGAAGUCAGGAUGUUCCAUAAUGUCUACCUCCAAGCUAUAUUACAAACCCAGCAUGAAAUUAUCCAGUUCGAGGAGCGCAUGUCUCGAGAAAAAUUUGGUAAACAAGAAAGACUAAGUAAACUUCUCAUAGAAUAUGCGGAUCUUAUCAAGUCCUAUAGGGGCCUGGCAUCUCUAAAGCAAAUUCACAAGGACGAUAGAUCUUUUGCGAAAUUCUUUGCAACAGAACUGCACGAACCGAGAUACUGGUAUGCACCGGAUGCAAGUGAACUUAUAGAUAUUGGCGAGGAAUCGCCCAGAAUGGCGCAUGAUAUUGUACGAAAGAUUCUGCAGCAGAAACUCCCCGCCAUAUUUCUGGAUGCUGCGGGUAAGAGUUUGAGAGAAAUAGAUGAGUUCGAACCUAUGAUGGAGGAUAGAGGUGGGAAAUUUCGUGUGUCCUCAACUAUAACCACUCUUAUAUCUCUUGCAGGACGCCCAGAUCUAACAAUACAAAUAGGGGCCAUCUCUACGAUAGCCGAAAGAUAUCGCCGUCAUGGCCGCUACAUCUCCCCUUCAGUCGAUAACUUCGCCCGUGUCAUUUUCGCUGUUACCGGUGGUCUCUUCCUACUUGCUCCGAUGGUUGCUUUAUCAUAUAUUACGUCCAAGACAUACCUAAUCAUCACGACAGUACUGUUCGUUCUCGUAUUUGCAGCCUGUCUGGGACUCCUCUCAAAGGGAUCGAAUCAUGAACUGAUUGGUGCAACGGCGGCGUAUGCUGCUGUUUUGGUGGUAUUUGUUGGAAAUAGUAUUGGUCCGGGAUCGAAUGGCUAG